Notodromas monacha is the source of this 727-nucleotide messenger RNA. NCBI's taxonomy places the organism in Eukaryota, Metazoa, Arthropoda, Ostracoda, Podocopida, Cyprididae. The record is from the annotation of a GenBank genome assembly.
CAAUUCGACGAUGUUAGAAAAUGGACCCGCUCUGGAAGUGGAUUCAGGAAAUGGUUCGCAAGGCAUUUCCUGUAAAUCACGAAGUUUGGAUUUUAAAGAACCUUCCGACAAUGCGGAUGAGGUUUUAGAAGCAUCUUCCAAUGCUCAGGAUGAGCGCAACGAAUAUUUCUCUUCUGUCAACUUGGAGGAGACUCGAGCGGAGUAUUUCUCGGACAGUGGUUCUGACUGGAACGAUACCGGAUCUGCGAAGAAUUCCACGCCUGUGAUUUCCAGGGAAAAAGCCGUUCUGAGAUAUGCGUCUUACAUGGAACGCCAUGUUGGAACGCAAACGGAUUUCAGUUUGGCUGUUGCUGAUGUGCCAAUGGAAAUUGAAGAAGCUUUGAAGGAAUUCCGCUUGGAGGACACGACCGAUACGAAGCCGAAAUUUUGUGGUACGCCCAUUCAAGCGUGGAUCAAGAAGGGAUUCGUGGUUCGUUCUUCAAGUCCGAAAAGCUUUGAAAAGCGCCGGUGUUACAAUUCCCACAGUUCCUCUGAAGUCCGGCAUCAAUUGAAAGAGCCAUGCGCAUGGCGCAGUCAGCCGUCUGUGCUCUCUGAUGACGCGUCAUUCGUGGAGCCUAAUUCCGGAGGAAGCUCCAUUGGACGGAUUUCGAAUGCGAGUUCCAUUGCGGAUGUGUCGAGAGUUGAAGACGUUUCGUUGCAUCUCAACAUUUCGGGCAUGAUGCGAUGA